Molecule: messenger RNA, 6042 nt
Organism: Lachancea meyersii CBS 8951
Lineage: Eukaryota; Fungi; Ascomycota; Saccharomycetes; Saccharomycetales; Saccharomycetaceae
Source: the annotation of a GenBank genome assembly
AUGUAUAUACAGAUGGCGAAAAUAGACGUAUAUGCAGAGUAUUUAUUCAUUGACUAUCCGACUACUGAACAAUCGGCUAAGAAGACUUCGGUGACUUCCUGUCUAACAAUGGCCGAGGUUGAGCGAACUGAUCUUGUCCAAGCUCUUAGCUCCUCUGAUGAUAAAGAGCAUGUGCUUAUGACGUGGACCACGGAAAAACUGAGCAAAACGAACGUUUCGGAUAGACAGUUCGCGAACUACAUAUGCACGCAAUUCCAGUGUCUACUGAAGGAACUUAUUAAAACUCCAGAUUUUACUUUCAGUGUAUCUCUCGCUCUAUGUCAGCAAGUGUCAGUCUUGUAUGCCAUGAGCUUGGGAGCUCUACCUGACAAUGAAAUAUACGAUGGCGCCCUAUUUUUGGCCAGUACGUUGUGUGAGGAAGAUUUUUCGCAUUCUAAAUCUAAGAAGAAGAGUAGAAAUAAGACACACGUUUACUCAGCAGAGAGGUUUUUGAGCGUCGUUAGUCUCGCUCAAUUGGUCAACAAUCAGCCUCAGAAACUCAUUUCUCUGCUUCCUUCCCUUUUGCCAGAUGUGCUCAAAAGCAUAAAAAAAAUGCUUGAAAAGGAGAAGCACAUGCACGCGGGGUUCUUGACGAAUCUAAUGGUUUUGGUCUCCUACAUUUACAAAGACUGCGAUCACAUUGAUCCUGUGAUAACAGCUAAACUCGUCAAAACUUUCAAGAUUGUUCUAGAACGGGUAAAGGCGGAUGAUGAGUCGCUACCGAAGCCCUUUCUGAGCGCUAUAAUCUGCACGUAUGCUCAUCUAUACAAGAACUGGAAGUUUGUCGAGGCCCAAAGUUCAGGAAGUCCCCUCGAAACUUUCAAAACAAAAUUCUUUCACGGAGGGUACGGCUUAUACGGACUUUCUUGCGAUGAAUUGCGCCAAGAUGCAGCUUUCUGUCUCGGCGACAUACUAUACAAUUGGUGUUUCGAAAGAGAGGCUAUAACGCUGGAGGAGGUUUUAGCCUUUUUCAGCGACGUAUUCAUCACAGUUCCAAAUCGGUCUGUGAGAGCUGGUGUGUUCGAGUGUCUUUCUCAUUUUCUGGGGAUCGCGAUUUCGAGUGGAAGCGAGACUUUAGGGGACGGGAAGUAUCUAGAAGUCGUUUCGAAGCUGGCCUUCUCAAUUUUCACAAACCCGACGAUUAAGGAACAAAAGCUUGAUAACAUUUCAAGGUAUAUGAAGUUUUUCGAAAUAUUGCAUCAAUCGCUACUUCGCUAUAUUUCUGAGUCAGGAAAGUUGCUAACGCUCUUUUCCAUUUUUGGCUGCGAGAAGGACAGUUCAGACAACUUGCUAAAGGACAAAGAGGGUGAGGUCCUAUAUUCUACAAUUGUUUUUCUACAGCUCGGUACAAUAUUAAUGGAAACUCUGUCUUCAACAUUUACAACUAACAGUCGAAACUUGAUAACAAUGAAAUCCAGGUUGAUAGAACUGUCAAGUAGUAGCAAUUUCCAGAUAAGAGUGCAUGGAAGCAGAAGUCUACGAACCUUUGCGAGUCACGCCCCACAUUUGCUUCCAGAAAUUCUUGGAUCGUCCCUAGAACUCUUAGCAAACGAGCUUUUCACAUCAUCUAACUUUUCUUUCUCCAGGUGCCAUGGGUAUACGUUUCUUCUUGCAAAUCUGAUCAAAGUGUGCAGUCCAGAGUAUGUUCCCACAGAAUUGGUAAUGAGAAUAACGAUAUUUGCAACCACGAUUUUGAAAGAUCAUCCACCCAGCAAUGGGCUCACGUCAUAUAACAAACAGCUUGUUUCAUGGAUUCUCCUUUGUGGUCUGAUGAACUAUAACGAUGUCGAUUUUCUGCGUAUUCAGUCAUCCCAAUUAUUUUUAUUUUGGAAAGGCAUUUUAACGCAUGCAUACACUUACGGAGAUGAAGAUGAGCUCUACAAAAACCUUGAGGUCAGGAAUCAUGCUCUUGCCUGUCUGCUGUCAUAUCUUAACAGGAUUGAUCUGAAUGCAGACAUUGCUAAGCAAGUCUUUUUUCUUUUAACCAAGUGCUCAACCUUCAACAAUUCCAUUCAGCUGAAAACAAAAACUAUCGAUAACAUUUUGCUGCAAAAUGAGAACAGAAUACUUCAAACUUAUCUCAAAAUUCACGAGUUUAUUAAAAAUGAGUUCAAUAGUGCUGUUCUUAUCCUCAUUGUCAAAAAUUUCGCAGACCCCAAUUUGUAUUGCGAGCCUCCCCGCCCGUUAUUCGAUCGGGUUCCUGGAAAUGCCGAAAACGCAUCUAAAGCAAACUUAUCGGACUCCCAGAUCUUGAAUCUGAGAUCUCUCCUGCGCGAUGAUUCUGGAUUUGCUUAUGGACUUACGAGUAAAGUUAACUAUCUUUACGUUGACGAGCUUAAGAUAAAGAAGGGUGGACCAGCGAUUUCUAAGGAGCUGAGACCUUGGAAAGGUGAGAGUGGAUAUUGGUUCGCACGUUAUGAAUCAGAAAUAUACUCGCCAGUAACUUCUGUGUUAUCUUAUGAUUGUCUCAUUCUUUUAUAUGGUGGAGAUGGAUAUAUGAGCAAUGAUGAAUACUCCCCUCGUGUCACCACCUCUAUCAUCAAUUCCUCUAUUGAGGUAUUCAGUCUUAUAUUUCCAUUUUUGAAUGACAAAAUUCAGUUAUCUGUUUUGGAGAGCAUGAAUUCCUGUGUCUUCUCUAAAAAGACUGUUUCUAUGAGGUCAAUUGCUAUUGCAACAAAUUGUUGUGUUGCCCUUUUGGGAGCGCUUGAAGUCGUCCAGAGUAACAGUAUGAAGCUUGAACAACCAGUCGCCAAUCUCAUGUUGAAAAUUUUGAGGAAUAUACCUUCUUUCAACGACGAGUUUAUGACGAGACUAAAAGCAGAGUGUGUGGGCUUAGUUUUAUCUACUGCAAGUCCUUCUUCUGAAAUAGAGCUGAGCGUUGGAGUGGAAUAUGCUAACGAGAUCUCAGACGUGAUAGUAAAAGAUAUUUUUGAUCAUGACGACUCUUUUUCAAGAAUCUUCAACAUCCUGAGUUUAUGUUGUGCUUUCAAGUACAAACGUCGAAAUUUUAACUUCUGGACUGCUCUGGGCCUUCUAGAAAAUUUGAUCAAGGAUCCUCACCCGAUUGUUCACGCCUGGUCGGUGGAAGCACUUUCUAUAUUGAUUGAAGGUUCACUGGUUCUAGACAUGUCCACUGCGAGCCAGAUCCUGCAUCUACUAGAGUUUCUAAUUGUCGAUGAGAGAUAUGGUGGAAAUGCGACUAUGGCGUGGCGUUCCAAUUAUAGCUGCCGUUUUGACUCGCGUCGUAUGAUCGCGAAAAUCUUGUUGAGCGUAACACAGCUUUUAGGACCUGAGAUCAAAUUGCUGCCUCCAGCAACACUUGCGAGGUACAAAACUUUAUUAUAUGUUAUGAUUGGGUCCACUGAUGGUAUUGAAAACUUAUAUGGCAUCCGCACACUAACGAAUUUGGCUGCCUUCAAGAUGCUUGACGAUUUUGACCCCGGAGUCAUAAUACCGGCUACCGCAAAAUUCCUACGACAAUCAUUUACGAUAGACCUAACUCCUCAUCAAUUCUCAGGGAUGUUUUCUGAAGCUGUACUUCAUUUUGGAGGUGCUUAUAAUGAAUGCAUCAUAGAGGCGGUCUUUGAGCUAAUGGAUGAGCUUGUUAGCUUAAAACUGUUUGACAGUUUCUUUGAGAAACUCGAAAACUUGGUAUGGCGCUAUUUUUCGGUUUUUCCUGACGCCAAAUGCGCACAAUCUUUUGUCAAUGGGUGGUUUGUUCACACAGCUAGUAAUGGUCUUUCCUGGUUGAACAAACUCUACAACCUCUUCUUCAUAACGAGGCAACAGUUAUUCGACCUGGAGUUGAAAAGCAGAGGUAUACAUGUGGGCCAUGAGAAAGACGACGGCAGAGUGGAGGGACAUCUUAAAAGCUCGGAGAUCAUUGAUGUGGAGGAAAAGGGCUUCACCUCCGAGUUCACAACAUGUACAAAAGUAAAUGUGUUGUCUUGGCAGGUUAGGUUGUAUGUCUUAAAGCUCCUUGGUGAUUUGCUUGCCGUUAACACGAGUGCUGAAGAAUUAUGGAUAAACCUACAAAACAACCUUUCAAAGGUAAUCAAAUUGUGCUUUAGUGCUUCCGCAAUGAAAAUAUCACAGAUAAAAGCUAGGGGGAUAGAAAUUCUAGGCGAAGUCAUUGGAGCAUUUACAAAAAACGGAAACUCUGCAGACCUCUUGUCUCUUGAGGAGGAGGAAGCUCACAUUGUCAGUGCUUUGAUGCCCGCCUUCGACGAAGGAAGCUCCCCGGCCAUUUUACCCAUCGCUAUCAAUGUUUGUGCUCAGUAUUUGUGCUUAUGUUAUUCAAGUGCAAAGAAAUCUUGUAGAAUUGUCGAAGUCUUAGUGAACUCUCUGGCAGACAUGAUAGAGAAACCCGAUUCAUUAAUCAUAGGUGAGGUGAAAGUGUCUACUCCGAAAUGUAAGAGUGACGCAGAGGUGGCAAUUUUGAACUCUUGGGCCCGUAUUACCGUGGGAGCCAUUGAAAAACAUAAUCAGGAUUUGCUUGAGCUUUCAAAGCCGUUCUGGAACACAUUGACUCCCUUGUGGAUAAUAUCUCUUCGAGAAUAUGUUAGCAUGCAAAAUGUGAAAAGUGGCCAGUCAUCUGCUGGAGCAUUCGGUGAUGCGAUUAACAACCAACGAGACUCAUCAAUAUAUGAAGACGUUUGGAUCAACUUCACAGAGGCGAUUUGUUUUGUUUACUCAGAGGAUGCUACAAUUCUCACAACUUGCCUAAAAAGAGAAGAUCUCGAAAACUUUGUUUUUGUGAUUUACGCCCAGUGUUUGCAGCAGUUGACUUUGAGUUUUGAAGACAAAAACGUCAAGUUGAGGACUCUCGACGGCAUUCGCAAUGUGCUGAAGAUAGACACUCCAUGUGAGCUAUUUUUCCGUGAUGAGAACGUGGAAGAGACGGUUGAAGUAUUUGAAAGAAUUGUAUUGACUGGAAGGAGUGGUGAGCUUUUGAAACUAGUUGAUGUAAUAGAGGGAUUGGCAUCGAAGUUUUUCCAGACUUUUAGCGGAGAAGAUGAGUUCAUUUCCGGUGCCGAUAAAGUCUACCUUCUUUUGAGAGUGCUUUUGAUGAUUAUCACCUCCAAACUUACUUUCUUGAAGGAGGGCACGACUGAUAGCUUAUCAACUGAUGAAGAAAAGGAGUCUCUGGGCCAUGAGGAUUUUACCGUGGUUAAAAAGUGUUUUUCAUCAAUAUCCCACUUGAUAUGCAAAUUUCCGGUAGAGUUUAGAAUGGACCUAAAUGCUUGCAUGUUGUUUAUUGUAGGUCAGAUUUUCCAGUCUAGUAAGCGUCAAACGCUGGCUCCCGCCAUCAUGCCCUUGUUAAAGCAGAUAAUAAGCAUUGAAGAUCCCAGCGAUGAAGAAAAGCGACUAGUUACCAUUUUUUUUGAAGCCGAGAAAAACAACAUUUUCAAGCAGCUGCCCAAAGAACUGGCCUUGGCUACUUUGCUUAUACUCAGCAAGUACAGCGACAGCACGUUUUCUGAGACGGACGUAGAAUUGAUAGUCCAGACAAUGCUGAGCUCGUUGGCUGAAAACUCUUGCCUCAAGGUCACUCAAGGCGUUUUUGAAGGAUUCUUGCGUCAAGCAUCUCACUCUAUUUCAUGCAGAGAGCUAGUGCGUCGUUUCGUGACCCGAAUCAUAAAAAACCUACAAAAUCUAAACUCGUUAUCUGGAUUUGAGAACCCUAACACUUUGAUCGAGCUGCUUUUCACUUUCACUGAAAACAUGUGUCGAAUAAAACCUGAAAGUCAAAUUCCUAUUUUGACACUUUGUUUGUCUGUGCUUAUUUCAAUCUAUGAACAGGAAUCUGUUGAAAAUUCUCUGAUCAUUUCAAAAAUAAUUGUUUUGUUCGAGCUAUUCACCGAUUCUUGCAAAGAAGUUUUGAGACAUCAUCUGAAAGAAGACCAGAAGGAGCUGUUUUCUAAAAUCGUCAUUGCAUCCAACAGCGAUACUCAUCGCCAGUCUAGGGCCUCAAAUCAAAUCGAAUUAAGGUCAUUUAUAUAG